UACAUAUUAUCAUCUGUUAUCUGACAACCCCACCGAAUAAUUUCAGUAUAUCUAUUUCUGUCGACCAUCAGUCUCAUUGUUCACAAGAAACGUCCCACGGAAGUUCGUUCAAUAGGUUGUACAUAUUUACGUCUUUUCGAUACGCAACUCUCGUUUACUACUGCAAACGUAUCAUCGUUCCUCAUGAGUAUUCGAGUAUCCUUACGCGUUCGAAUCGAAAACGACAUUCGUGAAGGACAUCACCAUUGCUCUAUUCUAUAGGUAACGACUAGCGACACAUUGCAAUUUAUAUCUUACAUCGAAGUGGACGAUAUCGCAAAAUAUUGACGUAUCAUUUAUUAGAUAAAUAACAUUUAAAAAAACAAUAACAAUAGAUAAUUUUUAAUAACAAUAAAAGGUGAUCGGAGAUUUGUAUAAUUAAUUAAUUUCUUCCAAUUAGAACAAAUAAAACAAUUCAAUUAUUAAAUAUAUAACUAACUGCUGUACAUUUCACAGAUGUUCCUGUUAUUAACUGCCGUUUUGAAAUUAGCGAACUUAUGGAUUAAUUCUUAAUUCCAACGUGCGACGAUCUAGUUUGAGAGAGAAAAAGAAAAGGAGAGAGAGAGAGAGAGAGAGAGAGAGAGAGAGAGAGAGAAACAAAAGAAGAAAGAUUAUUUUUAACAGUAUUUCAUCGUUAACGAGUUUUUUAAUCUUUCUAGGAGCUUUCUUAGGCCACGUCAGCUAUCGAUUCAUAUUUCCUUCGAUUAGUCUUGAUUAAAUGGGUCGAGGUCUUUUGCAUUACGAACCAAAUUUUGAAUCCCAUUGGUUUAUUAUGAAGCCUAUUUAUCGCAAUAUUUCAGAGGAUAUGCGUAUACUUUGCAAAAGAGAUCAUAUUUUCGAUGUUCAUUUUUCUACGUUAAAAUCAUUAAGAAAUGCUACCGACAGUAAAAUAUCAAAUAGCAGUUUGUGGGUCGGUCAGCCAACAACGAUAAGUAUAAUAAUAUACAGCAUCGUUACACCGAUAAUUUCUACUCUUGGAAUAAUUGGUAACAUUCUCAUUCUUGCGGUUAUCUUAAAACGAUGUCUGAGGACCUCCACUUAUACGUAUCUAGCAGUCCUAGCCAGUGCUGAUCUCGUAACGUGCACUCUCCUUCUAUUCUCUGGCCUGGCAAGAGGAAUUUUCUGGUGCAAAUCAGGUUGGCUCGAGUUCGAUGCCUUCGUGCAUCUUCCACUUGGCUCAAUUUCAUCCAAUAUCACCGUAUGGGCUACCGUGUGCGUCACCAUUGAUAGACUUGCGUUGGUCUGGAGCCAGCCAAGUUGUAGAACUCCGAAGUUCUGCAGUCAGCACAUCGCCCGAAGGAUGAUGAUCGUCUCAACCUUCUUUACUAUCAUCAUCAAUGUCCCUUACUGUUUCAUGUACAAGUAUAACGAGCGUGGUGACUUAAUGACGACGCGAUUUUUUCAUUCGUGGUUGUAUAAACUUCUGAAUUGGCUUCAGCUAAUAAUCUUUGGCCUUCUACCAGCCAUAUUCUUGUUCAUUGCAAAUAGUAUUAUGUGCUUCAACAUGAUGAAGAUGCUCAACCAGCGGAAAGAAUUGUUGAAACGAUGUAACGCCAGAGAAUGUAACCAGUUUAGGGAUCAAACGAGAUUGACCGUAAUGCUGGUAGGCAUCGCAUUCGUUUUCGUCGUGGGCGAAGUUCCAACACACUUGGCAUCACGUCGUAGCGCAAUUUCUCUUUUAUAUGAUGGCGAUCUAACCAUCGUCCAUGAAGUUUUUCUCGAAAGAUUUCGUAUCUUCGCUACCCUCUUUAGCGCUAUCUCCAGCUCAUUCAAUUUCGUGCUCUACUCCCUCUUGAGUCCACAUUUUCUCUCACAUUUAAAACAAGUUCUCUAUAGAAAAUCUAUAUCACGGGAGGCUAACACAAUGAGGAUAAAUGCGAUCGUUUCAGGAAGUCAAUUAAUGAACGUAUCAUAUUGUAAUUUAUUCUCUUAA
Molecule: messenger RNA, 1972 nt
Organism: Vespa velutina
Lineage: Eukaryota; Metazoa; Arthropoda; Insecta; Hymenoptera; Vespidae
Product: probable G-protein coupled receptor 139
Exons: 8
Coding region: 758-1972 (404 amino acids)
Biological process (GO): G protein-coupled receptor signaling pathway
Cellular component (GO): membrane
Molecular function (GO): G protein-coupled receptor activity
Source: RefSeq, a predicted model, not a curated record